Messenger RNA from Xylaria bambusicola, 891 nucleotides. RefSeq lists its product as uncharacterized. The transcript is spliced from 2 exons. The record is from RefSeq and is a predicted model, not a curated record. Bases 1 to 891 code for a protein of 296 amino acids. NCBI's taxonomy places the organism in Eukaryota, Fungi, Ascomycota, Sordariomycetes, Xylariales, Xylariaceae.
AUGCGCUGCGCCGUCUUUCCCGCCCUCGUCGGCCUCGUCGUCGUUCGUGGUCAGAUAAUUGGCCGUCAGAUGGCGACUUCAACAGUCACAGCCUACGCUCACCCUAUGACCUUCUGGCCUCUCGCCCACCUCGCUCCCGCCGCAACACCGCUAACCUACGACGACCCUCCAACCGCAAGCCGAGUCCGCCCUAAUAAUAUGCCCCGGGAAGAGGACGUAGACGCAUCGAUACACGGAUAUGGCUCAUGGGCGCCUUUAUCCCCUUCUUCCUCUUCUUCUUCUCCUUCUUCCUCUUUAAGCGUCUCUACCGCUCUCACAUCCCCUUCACUUCCCACAGCGACCACCACCUGCAGCUUAAUCAAGGGCUCAUACCCAACCUCUACACUCCCGGCAUUCUGCCGUCCAACGCUCUUCGCCAACGCGCCGUCCCUCCUCGCAUCAGACCCGCCGCGCUCGACAGCCGUCGUCACCAUGGGCGCUAACAGCGUUCAGGACAAAGUGAGCUGUUGCGCGUACUGCGCCGCGUAUUAUAAUUGCUAUGCCUGGCGCUUUGUACCCUCGUAUGUGGGGACCCCGUCCGAGAGAUUACCGGGUGGAUUCGAUCCAUGGAAGCAUGGGAAUUGCGAGAUUGCGUAUCAUGUAGGUACGAACGAUGGGGAUGGAGAGGGAGAAGGGGAGGGGGUGACGAGGAAAGGGGCGCCGGAUAUUUGUCCGAACGGAAGGCUGAAGGAUGUUAUUAAUGGCACCAUGAAUGCUGGAAACGAUACGUGGAUGAAUGGAUUGUAUUAUAACGGGUGGAAUCAGGGUGCUUGUGCGGACCUCGGGGGUGUCGUGUUUGAGACUGGGAGGGACCCUGGUGUUGGGGAUGGGAGUGGGGUUUGUCAUGAGUAG